Molecule: messenger RNA, 633 nt
Organism: Arabidopsis thaliana (thale cress)
Lineage: Eukaryota; Viridiplantae; Streptophyta; Magnoliopsida; Brassicales; Brassicaceae
Gene: SAUR19
Product: SAUR-like auxin-responsive protein family
Exons: 1
Coding region: 101-373 (90 amino acids)
Biological process (GO): response to auxin
Cellular component (GO): plasma membrane
Source: RefSeq, marked reviewed
UCAUCAACCAACAACAAGCAUUCCAAUAACUUGAAUCUUUUCAUACAUCUUCAAGAGCUUCAUAAUAAUUCAAACUUCUUUUAUUUAAAAUAAAAUAAAAAUGGCUUUCGUGAGAAGUCUAUUGGGAGCAAAGAAGAUUCUAAGCCGCUCCACCGCAGCAGGAUCUGCGGCACCAAAAGGGUUUCUUGCGGUGUACGUAGGAGAGAGCCAGAAGAAGAGAUAUUUGGUGCCGCUCUCAUACUUGAGCCAACCGUCAUUUCAAGCUCUGCUCAGUAAAUCCGAAGAAGAGUUUGGGUUUGCUCAUCCGAUGGGUGGCUUAACGAUCCCUUGUCCCGAAGAUACUUUCAUCAAUGUGACUUCUCGGCUCCAAUGAAGAUGAUCCAACAUUUUUUCCUUCAGUUAGAAAUAGACUUAUUCAUUGUAAAUACAUGAGCUUUUUUCUCUUUCUUCUUGAAAGAGUUGUUCUAAAAGUGUAGAAAGUGAAAUACAAAAUUAAUGUUAUAUACAAACUUCAUGUCAAUACAUUUUUGAUCGCUCAUUGAAAAAGAAAGACGACACCAAAUUCAUCAAUCAAAAAACUACUCUAAUUAUAGUUUCAUGUUGAUUAAAAACAAUUAAGUGGAACAUCUAACA